Molecule: messenger RNA, 1291 nt
Organism: Xenia sp. Carnegie-2017
Lineage: Eukaryota; Metazoa; Cnidaria; Anthozoa; Malacalcyonacea; Xeniidae
Exons: 2
Coding region: 226-1140 (304 amino acids)
Source: RefSeq, a predicted model, not a curated record
CGAAAAAUAAACCUCGGGUGUCGGAAAUCAUCUUCGUAAGAAGUUUCCGAAUGCGCCUACUUUUGCUAGAUGUCCGAGUGUGCCUUCCCACUCACAGUGACACUGUAUGCAAUAUGGAGUUUGUACCAACGUGGCGACCGAUAUUACAGCACUCUAUUAUUGCCACAUUUUGAUUAAGUUUCGCUGGUCAUUUUCUUAGAGCACAACUAUCAGUCUCUAACGGAGAUGGAAGCAAGAAUAAAAUCAGCUUUGAGCAUAGUUGUUGAUGUUUGGGAUGGCAAAAAUGAAACAUAUUUUAUUGAUGCAUUCAAGGACAAAUUGGAGACAUUACGCGAGAAUUCGUCAAGAAAUCUUCGCGAGGAUUCGCCAAGAAAUCUUCGCGAGAGUUUUAUUAUCUUUCAAGACGGAGUUGAAAAACUAAAACAUUUGGAAGGGUGUGCUCUAAAGCAACCAUCGUCGUCAACACUGCAAAAAACAACAUCGUUAUCUCAAUCUAAACCGUUGUUUGAACUAGCUGGAGAGAGAGCGAAAAAAGCAUUGGAGGAUACGUCUUUAAGCAUCGAAGAUAAAAUAACAGCAAGCCAGAUUCGCAUAGCAAGCGCUAUUCUUCGACACUUGGAUAACUGUGAGUUAGCGACAAGAGAUUUGUUGCGAUGCCUGAAUGAAUUAAACUCAUCGGUUGUCGCGGAUGUAAAGGCCGAAUCUCAAAAUAACUUAGGAGACGAAAUCCUUGACAGUGUAUUACAUAUCAACGUCAAUUUGGCCGAUUUCAUAUUUAAGCACACUAACAAGAGAAUGUAUGUUAUGGAAUGGCCCUUGAUUCAAUAUGGUAAGCAGUUGAUUCAUCCUUUCUUUUUCAAGAACAUCAAUGAAAUUACUGCCACGUCACUACCUUGGUACACAACUGACCUUCGUAAGAAUAUUGAUUUCUUUAACAAGAAAAUGAUCGUAAACGGAGAAGGUGAAUUACUUGUUUUUGAUGGAAAUGAAUUGCAAAAGCUUGACAGCAAGAGCGAAAAGUUUCAAACAUGGUGUAAAGAACGUCUGAAUGUUGAAAAUAGACAAGUAAAAUGCAUGAACAUUGAUAAAAAUGGCGUGGUAUAUCUACUUUUGUAUCGUAAAGACCAUCCAAAUGGUUAAAGGAAUCAACGCAUACACUCAAGUCAUUUACACUCCUUUUGACAACACUAUCAAAGGUUUUUAUUUUAAAGAGGACAAAUCACAGCUUGUUAUUGAAACUUUUUCAAUUAAAACCAAAAAAAUUAAAAUAAAAUGGUCUGUAAUGCUGAUG